GAUACUUCGUGGGCCCCACAAAUGCCUUCGUUAGCCCUGCGGAACUUAACGAGCAUCCGUCGUUCUAUGUGCGUCCUCGGCGAAAUGCGUCGAUAGUUCUCCGUCCAUGGCAUCGUCCAGCAGGGUCCACGCAGAGAGAGAGCCACUUUCAUCUUACGAGCCAGAAGGAUUUGAUGAUUUUACACUUGCAUCUUCAUGGGAGAGAUUCAUAUCAGAGAUAGAGGCUACGUGUCGAUUAUGGCUAGCUGAUGGUCCAAACAACUUGGUGCGUAAGAAUGCUCUUCAAGUUGGCUCUUUGAAGAACCUUUACAAGGUGAAGUUUGAUUCCAAGUAUGGCAUGAAGUCCUACUGUUUGGAGUAUUAUUUUGAGCUGCACACUACUGCUCACAAUGCUGAGUGGAAGGAUGAGUUACACAGUCUACAACUACAGUUUGGAGUAAAAGAAUUUUUGGUUAUCUCUCCACUCAGUGCAAGUGGUGUCAUUCUAGAUGAACCAGAGGCCACAAAACUUCUCAGUUCUGUUGCAAUUGCUUUGUCAAAUUGUGGCUGCAACUGGCCAGCAUUUGUUCCAGUUCAUGACCCUACAAGAAAAGCACAUAUUGGCAUUCAAAAUAUGGGAAUGAUCUUUACGAGGAGAUAUGAAGCAGAUCGUAUUGGAAGUCAAGUCCCCAUCAAGUUUAUGCAUUUGGAGGGAAUCUAUGAGUUAUUCCUGUCAAAAUUUGCCUUUGCCCGGAUGGACUAUGCAAUACAUCCAGCUGGGGUUCAUUUCACAAUGAGAUUGACUUAUAGGACACCCCCAUAUGAUGAUGAUAAUGAAGGUAUCUAUGUGGUUGCGGAGAAUUCUGAAUCUAAUGGUAAUUCCGAAGCUGUCUGUGUCAAAACACUAUGGGAUGAUGACUGUCCUUGGGCUGAAUGGUAUUCUGCUGAAGAUCCAAUAAAAGGUUUUGAGUUGAUUGCUACAUGGUCAAAAAGGGCCAUUGGGAGUUCCACAGAAAUGGCUGAAUUUGAGAAUGCUUCGACAAAUGAAGCUGACCAUUGGUAUCUUGUGCCUAUAGUACCAACGCACAUGAUCAUUGGUCCAAAUAUUGAUGUGGUUGGCUUCGCAUCCCAGUUGCAGCUACUGGUCAAUGCAUUAAACACUUCUUUCGAGGCAAAGUUCAUUGAAGAUCUGGCAUCAGCUGAUAACCAAACCUCUGAUAACGGAAAGUCUUCCACCCUGGUACCUCCACCAACGGUUCUUGAUAGAGUUCUUAAAGAUCUCUUUCAUGCAGGGUCGUCAGUGCCUUCUGCUGGAGAUAGUGAACAUAAGUUGUCUAAAGCUAUAAAAGGUGCUCCACUUGAAUCACUGUUUGCACAAUUUUGCUUGCAUUCCCUCUGGUUUGGAAUGUGCAAUAUUCGAGCAAUAUCUGUUCUCUGGAUAGAAUUUGUUCGAGAAGUGCGUUGGUGCUGGGAAGAAUCACAACCAUUACCAAGAAUGGUUAAUAAUGGUGUCAUUGAUCUUUCUUCAUGCCUAAUACAUCAAAAGUUGCAGAUGCUGGCAUUUUGCACUGAGAAGAAGCAGUCCAUGCAUGAAAGAGCAUCUAGUUGUGUUGGAAAUGACAAAUAUGUUGAAGUCUAUAGCCUGGAGAACACAGAGGAAAAGUCAAAUGUGGAAGGAACUGACUAUGAUAUCAUAGGUGAUACAGGAAAGAAACCUAUUGAGUCUAGUAGUGGAGUCGAUGGAAUACAUCAGUCAGCUUGUUCAUCAAGAAGGGGAUCUGCUGGCGUAAUAAAGGAUAUGAUGCUUUUAAAAUCACACCAGUUGAUGCAUGCUCCUAUUACUCAGGAUCCACCUUUAAUGACUGAAGAUAUGCAUGAAGAAAGGCUACAAGCAAUUGAAGCAUUUAGCACACCAACAUUGAAAAGUUUUUCAGCCCAAUUAGAGAAAGAUACACUAUCAUCUGACAUGUCUGCCUUUAAAGCAGCAAACCCAGAUGCAGUAUUUGAAGAUUUUAUUAGAUGGCAUUCUCCAGGUGAUUGGGAAAGUGAAAUCAAUGAUGCUGCUGGUUCUGAAAAAUUUGAUGGAAGUCCAAGAUCCGAAUGGCCUCCAAAGGGUAAACUUUCAGAACGAAUGUCUGAAUAUGGAAAUUCCUGGCGUCAAAUGUGGAACGAGGUACAUGCCUUGGCUGCCUUAGAACAAAAGCCAAUUUUAGAUCCAAACCGAGAGGGAGAAAAGGUUCUUCACUACCUGGAAACACUGCGACCCCAUCAGCUGCUGGAGCAAAUGGUUUGUACUGCGUUUAGGGCCUCUGCUGACAUCCUGAACCAAACCUCUUUCGGUCAGAUGAAUCAGAUGAAAAUAAAAAUUGAACAACUUUAUCGUACAAUAGCCUCUAUGUUGAAGUCCCUAAAAGCAUUUCAUGAGGAUGAUAGAGACGAUUUCAUCAAUAAUGACCUGGUGCGCCUCUGCCAUGCAUUCCAUCAGGUGGAGCAGCUUCUUAUUUUUGCGGCUUCCAUCCAUCGUAAGUUGCUUCAUGCUCCUCGUCUUUGCCAAGGAGUCUUCGAUGACUACUAUAAAUUUUAUUCUCGGCGAAUGGGAACCAGUUCAGUGGAGAUAAGUAACGACGAGGAGUUCCAUGUUAAGAAAUCUGUAAGAAUGCAUGAGAGAGACACAGUUUCUGACUUGUUCAGGCCACCAACUGCCAACCAAUCUUGGAGGAAAGUGUUAAGUAUGGGAAACCUAUUAAAUGGGCAUGAGCCACUAUUAAGGGAGAUCAUAUUUUCUGUCCAUAAAAGCAUGAGCGGCAAUCAUUAUGGAACAACUCUUCCUAACGACUCUGAAACAGAUAUAGAAACACAUCGUAUGUUUGUCUGUGGUACAUCUAAUGAUCUUCAGGUAGCAUUGUCUGUCACAUCUUGCGAUUGAUUGACUUAUUUCAGACAAAUAAUUUCUUUUUCUUUUGUGGAUAUAUUUAUCCCAAGUAGUAAAAUUGCAUCUUGAUCAUGAACUCUA
Nymphaea colorata (pocket water lily) is the source of this 2992-nucleotide messenger RNA. RefSeq lists its product as uncharacterized. Gene Ontology annotation, molecular function: GTPase activator activity. The coding region runs from base 107 to 2905 and encodes 932 amino acids. Lineage: Eukaryota; Viridiplantae; Streptophyta; Magnoliopsida; Nymphaeales; Nymphaeaceae. Gene Ontology annotation, biological process: positive regulation of GTPase activity. The record is from RefSeq and is a predicted model, not a curated record. The transcript is spliced from 22 exons.